This is a messenger RNA of Dermacentor silvarum, 1383 nucleotides long. RefSeq names its product RNA-binding protein lark. Gene Ontology annotation, cellular component: cytosol. The transcript has 8 exons. Bases 181 to 831 code for a protein of 216 amino acids. The record is from RefSeq and is a predicted model, not a curated record. Lineage: Eukaryota; Metazoa; Arthropoda; Arachnida; Ixodida; Ixodidae. Gene Ontology annotation, molecular function: mRNA binding.
GUGCAUUCUGGGAUAGUAAAUUUUUUGCUAGGAAGGUGGCCCGGAAAACAACGCCAUUUUUCGCGCCAAGCCCGUAGGUGAUCGGUGUGUCGUCGCGAGGCUCGUGCCGUUGAUUUUGCCAUUGACUAGAACCUUGCUUUUCAGCAGGUUUUGCCGCCCAUCAGCGGUUCUUCAUUCAGCAUGGCGCCGAGGACAAAGCUCUUUGUGGGCCACUUGCCAGACGGCCUUCGCACAGAGGAACUUUCAGAGCUCUUUGCCAAGUAUGGCACAGUGACUGAGUGCGAUGUCAUCAACAAGUAUGGUUUUGUGCACAUGGCCACAGAGGAGCAGGCAGAGGAGGCUCUCAAGAAUUUGAACAACUACAACUUCAUGGGCUCCACACUGUCGGUUGAGCGCUCCACAAGCAAGUUUCACCAAGAGCCUGGCGCACCUGGCAGAGCUAAGGGAGGACCAAGUCGACCACCCUACGGCCAGGGCAUGCAGAGGAACGGCUAUGACGGAAGGCCUUCUGGAGGCUACUACAACGGUGGACCAGGUGGUUAUGGCGACUACCGCCGGGGCGGUGACUUCUAUGACCGGGCCCCAUACCGAGCCAUGGUAGACAGGCCGCGGCCCUACCCAGCCCCUUACGAGCGCCGGGACGACCCCUACGCACCACGACGCCCACCCCCGGGACCCCCCUCCAUGGGACCUGACAUGUACGAGCGGAGGCCGGCUCCAGACUAUGCCCUCUACAGCCGCCGGUCGCCUCCCCCUGCCUCAGGGUACAGCUGGGGUGCCGGCUAUGGGUCAUCUGACCGCAUGGGCGGCUACUCCUAUGGCGGCUACUAGGCGCCACUGGUCUCCCCCCGAACAGCCUGCCUUACAGGUGUCUCCUACACACACACACUACUGCCACCACUGGGUGUUUUGGUAAGUUUUUGCGAGGCCCUCUCUUGGCCCGACCCCACCUCCUGUUCCAGGAUUGUUUACUCGCCGCGGUGGCUCAACGGCUAUGGCGUUCUGCUGCUGAGCUCGAGGCACGAUACCCGGCCGCGGCGGCUCCAGUUCUGUUGGCUAGGAACGCAGAAAACGCCCGUGUGCUGACAUUGCGGUGCACGUUAAACAUCCAGCUGGUGUCAGCCUACCACAGUAAAGGGAAGGAGGUGCAAUGUGAAAAGAAUACAGUAGCUCAAGGUUGAGUGACAGGAAUACAUUAAACAUCCAGCUGGCUUAGCCUACCACAGAGUAAAUGGAGGUGCAAUGUGAAAAGUUAAUACAGUAGCUCAGGGUUGAGUGACAGGAAUACCAUUUAUUAAUGUGUACAUAGUGGAUGGUUGCUUGGCUGAAGAAUAAAAGAUAUUGGUCAAUGAAAGGAUAUAUGAAUAAAUGGAUUUGAAAGUA